Molecule: messenger RNA, 1280 nt
Organism: Saimiri boliviensis boliviensis (Bolivian squirrel monkey)
Lineage: Eukaryota; Metazoa; Chordata; Mammalia; Primates; Cebidae
Gene: NDUFAF5
Product: NADH:ubiquinone oxidoreductase complex assembly factor 5
Biological process (GO): mitochondrial respiratory chain complex I assembly
Cellular component (GO): mitochondrion
Molecular function (GO): S-adenosylmethionine-dependent methyltransferase activity
Source: RefSeq, a predicted model, not a curated record
GUUUCCUCUGCGAAGGUCUUUGCAGCAGUCUGCUGAAGCCGCUCUGGCGCAUGCGCACGAAAAAAGUGCUGGUAAUUGGUAUAGCUGCUGGAGAUGCUGCGGCCGGCGGGUCUCUGGCACUUUUGUCGGCGACCUCGGGCGGCGAGGGUCCCAGCGGCGAACCUGGGCUGUAGGGAGGUCACCUCUGGUGUCUCUCCCCGGGGCGGCACAUCGUCCAGAGCCCUGAAUAUCUUCGAUCGGGAUUUGAAAAGGAAACAGAAGAACUGGGCGGCCCAGCAGCCCGAGCCGAGGAAGUUUGACUACCUGAAGGAGGAGGUUGGAAGUCGAAUUGCGGACCGUGUAUAUGACAUACCCAGAGAUUUCCCCCUUGCUUUGGAUCUUGGUUGUGGAAGAGGUUACAUUGCACAAUAUUUGAAUAAGGAAACUAUUGGAAAGUUUUUCCAAGCCGACAUUGCAGAAAAUGCCUUGAAAAAUUCCUUAGAAACAGAAAUUCCUACUGUCAGCGUUUUAGUUGAUGAAGAAUUCCUUCCCUUCAGAGAAAAUACAUUUGACCUGGUGGUUAGCAGUUUAAGUUUGCACUGGGUGAAUGACCUUCCUAGAGCACUUCAGCAGAUUCAUUAUGUUUUAAAACCAGAUGGAGUAUUUAUUGGUGCCAUGUUUGGAGGCGACACACUCUAUGAACUUCGGUGUUCCUUACAGUUAGCAGAAACGGAAAGGGAAGGAGGAUUUUCUCCACACAUUUCUCCUUUCACUGCUGUCAAUGACCUGGGACAUCUGCUUGGGAGAGCUGGCUUUAAUACUCUGACUGUGGACACUGAUGAAAUUCAAGUUAACUAUCCUGGAAUGUUUGAAUUGAUGGAAGAUUUACAAGGUAUGGGUGAGAGUAACUGUUCUUGGAAUAGAAAAGCCCUGCUGCAUCGAAACACAAUGCUGGCAGCUGCAGCGGUAUACAGAGAAAUGUAUAGAAAUGAGGAUGGUUCAGUACCUGCCACAUAUCAGAUCUAUUACAUGAUAGGAUGGAAAUACCAUGAGUCACAGGCAAGACCAGCUAAAAGAGGUUCCGCAACUGUGUCAUUUGGUGAGCUAGGAAAAAUAAACAUACCAGAGGGGGAGAAAUCACAAUAAAUGUUUACUCAAUGUUAAUGUCGUCCAGAAUUUUCUUCAGAAAUGGAUAGCUUUCACAUUUAAAAUUACUAUAUUUUGAAGCAAGAAGCACUCUUAAGCUAUUUACUAAUAGACUUUCCAUAUAAUUAGGAAAACCUAAUAACACAUCUAUAGUA